Messenger RNA from Phoenix dactylifera (date palm), 2860 nucleotides. NCBI's taxonomy places the organism in Eukaryota, Viridiplantae, Streptophyta, Magnoliopsida, Arecales, Arecaceae. The record is from RefSeq and is a predicted model, not a curated record.
UGUAGUCUCUGGAAAUUAGAUGGAGGCGGUAAAAGAUACGUAUUGCUAUUCGCCGGAAUCCAUCGGAACCCCAGGAAUAUGGGGUGUAAAUGUUUUCGACUACAUGCUUCCUGUCUUUAUUGGUCAAUUGCUUCUAGUGAUCUUCAUCACCCGAGUGGUCUCAUUCCUUCUUAAGCCCCUACGGCAGCCCAAAGUCAUCGCUGAGACUAUUGCCGGCAUGCUGCUGGGUCCAUCAUUUCUUGGGAAUUUCUUCAACGAAGCAUAUGAUCUUAUGCCGGACCAGAACUACGUGCUACUGGACACGGCGGCCAACUUCGCCCUCACCUACUAUAUGUUCAUGGUGGCCGUCGAGCUGGACGUGCGCACCAUCCGGGGGAUGGGGAGGAAGGUGCUGAUCAUCGCGGUGGUCGGCAUGGUCCUCGCCUUCGUCGUCAGCUUCACCUCUGCCUACGCCCUCGGCCUCCGCCCCGACAUCGUCAUCAAAAUGCCCGGCUUCCCUGAUCCCCCCGCCAACUCCCGCGCCGACGAGAAGGUGACGCCUUUCCUCCUCUUCUUCAGCCUCGCCGUCUCGGUCACCGGCUUGCCUGUCCUCACUCGUAUAAUCACCGAGCUCAAGCUCCUCAACUCGCCGCUCGGUCCCCUCUCGAUGGCCUCCGCCAUCCUCAACGACAUGUUCGCCUGGAUCCUGCUCGCCGUCACGCUGGCCGCCACCGGCGGAAAGGAUGGCAAGUCGGUCUCGUUGCUCGUGCCGCUGUGGGUCACCCUCGCGGGCGCCGCGUUCGUGCUCGUGUGCUUCUACGUGGUCCGGCCAGGCAUCGCGCGGAUGGCGCGGCGGACGCCGGAGGGCGAGCGGAUGAGCGACUUCCACCUCGGGAUCAUCCUGGCCGGCGUGCCGGCGACCGGGUUCCUUUCCGACCUCAUCGGGAUCCACAGCAUCUUCGGCAGCUUCAUCUACGGGCUCGCGGUGCCCAACGGGCCGCUCACCGCGCAUUUGAUCGAACGGAUGGAACCGUUCCUGGAGAACAUGCUGCUGCCGCUCUUCUUCGCCAACAGCGGGUUCAGGACCAACAUCUUCACCAUCCUGCCGCUGUGGGCCAUCUCCAGCUUCGCCGCCGUCGUCGUCCUCUCUACCUUGGCCAAGGUCGUGGGCACCAUCAUUGUCGCCAUGUUCUAUUCCAUAUCCUUCCGCGAUAGCUUAGCGCUAGGCUUCCUCAUGAGCGUCAAGGGCCCCGUCGAGAUGAUCAUCCUCAACGUCGCCAUUGAUAAAAAAGUCCUCAGGGGGGAUAUGUUCGCGGUGAUACUCGUAACGUCGUUGAUAACGACGGCGCUGGCGGCGCCGGUGGUGACGCUGGCGUACAUCAAGCCGUCGAAGCCGCUGGCGGUGUACCGGCGCCGGAACAUCCAGGGGGCGAGGCCGGACGCGGAGCUCCGGAUGCUGGCCUGCAUCCACAACACCCGCCACGUCCACUGCCUCACCCGCCUCCUCGACGUCUCCAACCCCUCCAAGCGCUCCCCCAUCGUCGUCUACGCCCUCCACCUCGUCGAGGUAGCCGGCCGCGUCUCCUCCAUGCUCAUCAUGCACCCCUCCGCCGGAUACUCCGACCAUGGCCGCCGCCACCGCCCCGCCCUCCCCUACGGCCAGGCCCAGUCCGAGAGCAUCCUCGCCGCCAUCGAGGGCUACGAGCAGCACUCCCCCGGCGUCUCCUUCCAGCCCCUCACCGCUUUCUCCCAGCCCGCCACCAUGCACGAAGACGUCUGCAGCGUCGCCGAGGAGCGCCACGCCUCCCUCAUCGUCCUCCCCUUCCACAAGCAAAUGACCGUCGAUGGCGCCAUGGAGGAGGUCGGCAGCACCGCCGUCCGCCCCGUCAACCUCAACGUCCUCGCCAACGCCCCCUGCUCCGUCGCCAUCCUCGUCGACCGCGGCCUCGGCACCGGCGUCACCUCGCUGUUCCCCGGCGCCCACCGCGCCUCCCACCACGUCGUCCUCGUCUUCAUCGGGGGGCCCGACGACCGCGAGGCGCUCGCCUACGCCGGGCGCAUGGCGGAGCACCCGGCCAUCGUCCUCACCGUCAUCCGCUUCAUCGAGGCGGCCGCGCCGUCUCGGUCACAGUCGAUAUCCUCGGUGACCGACGUGGAGAACGCCGCGGCGCUGCUGGCCGACGCCGAGCUGGAAAAGGAGCGGGACGAGGAGGCGGUGAACGAGUUCCGCCUCCGGUUCGUGAGCGACGAGUCGGUGGUGUUCACGGAGAAGGUGGCGAGCAACGGUGGGGAGACGGUGGCGGCGCUGCGGGAGAUGCGGAGCAGCUACGACCUGUACGUGGUGGGGAGGGGCCACGGGAGGAAGUCGGCGCUGACGGCGGGGCUGGAGGAGUGGAGCGAGAUCCCGGAGCUUGGGCCGAUCGGCGACCUACUGGCCUCGUCGGACUUUGGGGCGAAGGUGUCGGUUCUGGUGGUGCAGCAGUACGUGGAGAAAGAGCUGGCCGAGGCCGAUUGGGAGGCGUUGGGGCACAACGGCCCGAGCAACGCCAACCGCCAGCAGCGCGCGAGCGGCUUCAACAGCGGGUGGAAUUAAGGGCUUAAGAGCUUCAGGAACAACAAAUCUUGAAUGAGAUCCGAAUACAUUUAUUCCUCGCCGGGAGCUCAUAUGAUUAAACAAAGAGAUUCGAAUAUGAGCAUUUCAUGCUAUAUCUGCGCUUGGAAUUUAAUUCAAGCUCUUCUUGGGUCUGGUCGUUUCUCUUUUUUUAAACUAAGGUAGGUUUUGUAAUGUAUUUUUUAUGGUAAAUAAUGCUUUGUAAGUGAAGUUUACGAUAAAGAAAUGAUAACAUAUGGAAGGAAGAAGAAAGUGAUAGAUAUACCAAUA